Messenger RNA from Rhinopithecus roxellana (golden snub-nosed monkey), 6224 nucleotides. RefSeq names its product transducer of ERBB2, 2 (gene TOB2). Gene Ontology annotation, biological process: regulation of gene expression. Gene Ontology annotation, molecular function: transcription corepressor activity. Gene Ontology annotation, cellular component: cytoplasm; nucleus. The transcript has 2 exons. NCBI's taxonomy places the organism in Eukaryota, Metazoa, Chordata, Mammalia, Primates, Cercopithecidae. Bases 2367 to 3401 code for a protein of 344 amino acids. The record is from RefSeq and is a predicted model, not a curated record.
AUACCAGCAUCCCGUGCCUUGCCUGCGGGCGCAAACGCACACUCUCAAGGGCCCAGUCUUAGCGGCUGGAUCCUAAACCCAAUCAGACACCGCUUCUCCCUUUCCCCCGACCAAUGGGAAGGCUGUUGCUAACACGCCUGCUAUAUUUUUAGCUUUCAGUGCUCUGGGAGCGUGUGGGUCGGCUGAGCCUCUCUGCCUGGUGGAAGAUCUAGGGGAAAAGAGAGAAGGGAAGGGUAGGAGGAAAGGGAGGGUGCAGCGGGGCUGUGCGGGAGGGGGCGUGUGUGUGACGCUGUCACUCGCUGACGCACAAAGCAAGUAGUCCCUGGAGGUGCCCCCGGGGUUGCGGCGCUCAGAAGUGUGGGGGAUGGGGGGGGCGCUCAGGCUCCCUCCCGCCUCCCUGUCCCGGUGGAGUUUGCCCUCCAGCUCGGCCUGUCUCUGUUGCAUUCAGGGAAAGCGCAUUUAAAACCCCCACGCUACCGGUGCUCUCCGCCCUUGCCAAAAAAAGCGAUCAAGAAAAAAAAAAAGCAAACUGGAAACUUUCGGAUCUCGCCACCCAAAGUGGGGUUGGCGGCUGCUGCUGGGCCGGAACUGUCUGGCAUGACAAAAAAGGUGGGGGCGGGAGGGGAGAACUGGGAAAUGGGCGAGCUAAGGAGGGACAGGGGAGAAGACCUCACUCAUAGUCCCCCGGUGGCUCCAGACUGCAUCUUCCGGCACUCCUGUCCGCCUGUGACAGCAGAAGACGACCCUCCCUAUCCCUGGUUCUGUGUCCCGCACAGUCACAAAGAGGCAGAGCAGCCCGCGUGGCCAGAGCCGGGGCAGGGGGCCUCAGCGCGCGGGCCUGGCGCGCCCCGACCCGGGUUCGCGGAGCCUUGCUCCGCCGCUCGAGGGGCCGUAGUGGGUGCGAGCCUUGCGCCCGUUGCACCGUCAGGGACUAUCCCACGCCAGCGGGACUGUGACUAGAAGAAAUGGGGUUCUCCCGCGUGCCCCACACUGGGGUCGCUGGCCAGAGAGAGCAAACAAGAGUUGGGAGGGGAGCUGCGCCCGCGCGCCCUCCGGAGCCAGAGACGGUGAGGGGAAGGUCCAUUGUGGCGCUCGGCUCGUUUCAUGGCCGGCAGCCUCAUCCUCGCCUCCUCUUACUCCCGCACAGCGUGGCCCAGGCCCCAGAGUCCCCCUCGCCUUUCUUUCGACGUUGAGUCCCCCGAGGAAGCACAAGGCGCUCGGAAGACUCAGGCCUGCCCGAAACGAGUCCGAAACGUUUCCGGAGCCCGCGUCGUCCCCUCGGCUCCCCCUCCCGCAGAGGCCGUAACUGGGGCGAUGGGAUCGCCGUGGACACGGCCAGACGCUCGGAGCAGGAGGGAAGGCCCCGGGAAACGGCUCGGGCAAACGUCCGGACCCUGGGCGCCGAGGCAGGUGCAGGGCGGACGACUCAGCGGGGGGUUCCAGAGGGCAAGGCGACGCCCUCCCCUCCCCGCGAUACUCGUCCCCCAAACACAACUAAAGGGAGAGUGCACUGUGCUCGGCCCGUGAGCAACCCGGUCCCAGGUCGCCCCCGGCCCUCACGUUGCGCUCCUGGAGAACACCUACACGAUGCGCACAAGUUCAGAGAGUGGUAUGGGAAUGAAGGAAAGGAGUGCGGCGCGGCGCUGUGACGGGGAGGGUACGAGGGGAAGCUGCACGCAACACCUGCGAGCACAGAAGGGCCUGGGAGCUGGUCCGCGCAGCGCCAGCUAGCUGAGGCGCGGGGCUGGUUGGGAAGUAGUCCCGGCCGGGCCCCGGCCCCGCCCCUGCAGGGCGGAGGGACGCAUCACGCAGGGGUGGGGAAGCCGGAUCCGUGCGCAGGGUUGCUAAGGGUGAAACUUUUCAUUGACUUUGCUCACUUCGGGCCGGGGCGCGGGAAGGUGCGGGUUGUUGGCGGAGGCAAGUCAGUGGCUCGGGCGACGCGGGGCCAGAAGGGCAGGACCGCCCGCCGGCGACAGCCCAGACCGUCUUCCGUUCCGCGACACGAACCACCCUCCGGUCCGCCAUCCCCGCGUCGUCGCGGCUGGUCCGCCCGCUCGCCCGCCCUCCGGCCCCCAGCCGCGGAGCCCGACCUCCUAAGAGCUGAAAGAAAUUCUUGAGAGUCAUAGUCCAUAGCCCCCUGCUUCGUCCCCCAACCCUCAACGACGAAAAGGACCUCGGCCCCCCGGCCCAGCGGCGCCCGGGAAGGAAGGGAGAGCGACCUCCGCCCGGUGCUCAGGACCACCCUGGAGGGAGAAGCCGCCCUGCGGCCGGCAGAGCGCCCCGCCGCCGCGGAGACCCGAGUGAAGCCGUCUGGAGCCCGAGGCUGUACACGUGUCCUGUGCUGAUUCUCUGCCUAGGAAAGGACCAUGCAGCUAGAGAUCAAAGUGGCCCUGAACUUUAUCAUCUCCUACUUGUACAACAAGCUGCCCCGGCGCCGGGCAGACCUAUUUGGGGAGGAGCUAGAGCGGCUUUUGAAAAAUAAAUAUGAAGGCCACUGGUACCCUGAAAAACCCCUGAAGGGCUCUGGCUUCCGCUGUGUUCACAUUGGGGAGAUGGUGGACCCCGUGGUGGAGCUGGCUGCCAAGCGGAGUGGCCUGGCGGUGGAAGAUGUGCGGGCCAAUGUGCCUGAGGAGCUGAGUGUCUGGAUUGAUCCCUUUGAGGUGUCCUACCAGAUUGGUGAGAAGGGAGCUGUGAAAGUGCUGUACCUGGAUGAUAGUGAGGGUUGUGGUGCCCCAGAGCUGGACAAGGAGAUCAAGAGCAGCUUCAACCCUGACGCCCAGGUGUUCGUGCCCGUUGGCAGCCAGGACAGCUCCCUGUCCAACUCCCCAUCACCAUCCUUUGGCCAGUCACCCAGCCCUACCUUCAUUCCCCGCUCCGCUCAGCCCAUCACCUUCACCACUGCCUCCUUCGCUGCCACCAAAUUUGGCUCCACUAAGAUGAAGAAGGGUGGCGGGGCAGCAAGUGGCGGGGGUGUAGCCAGCAGUGGGGCAGGUGGCCAGCAGCCACCACAGCAGCCUCGCAUGGCCCGUUCACCCACCAACAGCCUGCUGAAGCACAAGAGCCUCUCUCUGUCUAUGCAUUCACUGAACUUCAUCACGGCCAACCCGGCCCCUCAGUCCCAGCUCUCGCCCAAUGCCAAGGAGUUCGUGUACAACGGUGGUGGCUCGCCCAGCCUCUUCUUUGAUGCGGCCGAUGGCCAGGGCAGUGGCACCCCAGGCCCGUUUGGAGGCAGUGGGGCUGGCACCUGCAACAGCAGCAGCUUUGACAUGGCCCAGGUAUUUGGAGGUGGUGCCAACAGCCUCUUCCUGGAGAAGACACCCUUUGUGGAAGGCCUCAGCUACAACCUGAACACCAUGCAGUAUCCCAGCCAGCCGUUCCAGCCCGUGGUGCUGGCCAACUGACCGUCUACCUGCCCGUGGGGCCAGAAGCACCCAAGACCACAGAAAAGAGAAAGAAAAGGCCAAAAAAAAGAGGAAAAGAAAAAUGUACAAAAAGAUUUUCGAUCUUCUCACUCUCACUUCUAGAAAAAAGAUCCAGCCCAGGCACGGAAUGGGAGGGCCCCGCAAAGCACCCAAGUGUGUUUCACUCACCCCUUACCGCUCACCCACCGGCCUGUGAUUUAUUUGGUUGGUUUGGGUUUUAUAUUUCUUUUUCUUUUUUUUUUCUUACAUGUAGUUUUCUAUAUAACAUCUUUAAUGAGUGGCUUCCUGUGCUAAGAAUGGUCCAGAUGUGAACUGCUGCUCCCUGCUCCUCCCUUCCUCCUUCACACUCCUAGUUUAGGAUUGGUGUGUCCAAGCUCACAGGGAAGAAAGAGCUGCAGCUGGAGCCUGACCCUCCCUGGAACAGGGAAAGGCUGGCCCGUGUCACUGCCUCUGUCACCCAGCUAUCCUCGCACUCAAAGCCAUCCAACCUCAGCAGGCCUUCUCGGGCCCUGCCACCUGAAUAGGUCUGACCCCAGUCCCGACUCCCUUUCAGGCUGGGCCACAGGGAGCUGCCGGCUGGCCACUUGACACCCUCCGCCUAGAGCUGAUGUCUGUGACUACAGGGAGAUUAGCACUUCGUCUAGUGAAACUCCUUUCAUCUCUGUCCUAUGGCCCCACCCCACCAUUCCCUCCAGGCCCAGACCAUCAUCAUGUGUGUGGCCUUCCUUUCCCUCAUGCAGCCCCUUCUUCCCCAGGCUGGAGGUUGUGGGUAGGGAGGGGUGUGUGUGUGUGUGUGUGUGUGUGUGUGUGUGUGUGUGUGUGUGUGUGUGUGUGUGUUUGGUUUGCUGUCCUUUUUUAAAGGAUUCCAAGCCAUGUGAAACUUCCCUUCUGGAUGUGAUUCUGGGUUGCAGCAAAUGCUUAUUUAUAUGUGGGGCUGGGGAAUGGGCUGGGGGUAUCGGCAGUCCUUUUGCAGGGCAGUGUGCAUGGUGGGGUGACACCACUGUGGCUGAGCCCAAGACACUCCCAGAGGAAAACACUGCAGAAGGAACUGGUUUGCAGACUGCAGAAGGAUCUGCACUUGUGUUUUUGACCAAAAAGAUACUAAUGUUAGCUCUGCAGGGCAGAGGGAAUGCCCAAGCCCCGAUGCCUAUGAGAAGCCCCCGGACUUCACCCUCCUGUUGUGUGACCUUAGCCCAGCGGGAGCUGCUCACCUGGGCACCCUUGGGGGUGGGCAGGGAGGCAGGGUGGGGUUUUAGAGUUAGUGUCUGUGCGGGGCAGCCCUGAGCCUGGAGUUGAGACUUUGCGUCUCUUAGUUGGAGGUGUUGAGUGCAUUUGUGCCCCUGCCUGGUUGAGAGCUUCUCGGUACCUCUUGCCACCCCUUCUCACUGCCCUGACCCAACCCCACUGGACCUUGAUGCUGCGAAGAGUGGUGUCCUGACAGGGACUCGGGCUCCCGCCUGAUGUGUUGGAUUAUAGGAGAGCGCUUGCUCGCCUGCCUCUGCAGGAGAGGGCUUGUUCCUCCAACCCUAGGAGGCCAGGCAAGCAUGAACAGGAGCCAAGGGAUCAGCGUCAUGAACUUUUUCUUCUUUGCAAAGAGGGGUACUUGGCAUCAGGGUCCCAUCGCCAGAAAGCACCAAAGCCCCUGGCACCCCACCCACUCCAUCCUACCCAGGGACCCCAAGUAGGCAACUGCUAUGGCAGUGGGUCCAGCCCAGGCCGGCACUGCCAGCCUCCUCUCCCUGCAGUGUGCACCAGCUCUACCUCCCCCGGCAGGCAAUGUCCUGGCUUCUCAGCCCAGCACCAUCUGUUCCCCUAGACUUCUCAGGGGCCAGCCCAGUCUGGGCCAUCCUUCCCCUCAUCCUUGGCUCCCACACAAGUGACAGGCCCAACAGAUAACUUCUCUCUGGGAAAGGUUGGAUGCUGCCUUACGUCCCCUUCUAGCCCUCCUCCCAUCGCCACACACAGGCACCCACCCGCACCAGGUCAGCUUGUUUCUCACAUGUAGGGAGAGAGGGGAGACCAACCCCUUUGUGUCUUGAAAUACGAAGAAAAAUGUGUGUUCAGGAGCAUGACUCCAGUGCUGCGCUCUUGGGCCCAGUUCAGUCCGUCUUGUCUCAAAUCUAGGCAUUUUUGCUUCAAUUUUAUUUUUUUUAAGAAAACAAAAACAGAAAUCUGCACUAAUUUACCUGGUUUCGUAGGAAAACUUUUUUUUAUUUUUUACAUUUUUUGGUGUCCGUUUGUAUUGAAUAAUUUGCUACAUUUGUAAAAUGUAAGAGGUAUAUAUAAUAUAUGUAUAUUUCUAACGUAAAAAACAAUUUUUUUCUUUUCAAGAUUUUUUCUUAAGAUGAGAGAAACAUAUUUUUUCAGGAAAAACAAACUUUAAAAAAAAAGAGGAGAAUAAAACCUUUUCUCCCCUUUCCCCAUCCUCUAUCCCUCUUUCCCAGGAACAAAUCAAAAGGUGGAUUAUCUUGUGAAGAAUGGAAACUGUUAGUCCAGAAUGAUGUCUUUUUCUCAAUGCAGUGAGUUAUAGAUUCUCUAGUUUUCUCCCUAGGGAUGGGAAGGGGGCAUUGAGGCAAGCCUGGAGAGGAGCCCGGGGAGCAGGGUCAUGAACUUUUUUCUUUAGUGAAGGAGGAAUACAAUCAAGGGUUUUGUAUUCAGAAUGUUGUGCAAUAUUUUGGAAUGGGACAUUGGUGUGUUUAGAGAUUUUAGUUUAAAAACAAAACAAAAAGAUUGAUCAAAUCUGUACAGUUUCUAUUGUUCCAGAUUUUUUAAGUUUGUAUUAAAAGCAUGAUAUAUAACAGC